CGCACCAUAUUGAGGAAGUAAAGAAACACUGGAUUGUCUCGUGAUUAUUGUACAGUGUUGUGAUUUUGGGUGGACGAUGUGGUUGGCAGUGUCGCUCGUAGUCGCUUUGACCCUUUCAGGUUCGUCAGCAGUGUGUCCGUGUAAACAAGAGGAGCUCUGUCAGCCUGUCCAGCAACAGCAUGAGUUUGAAGUAUUCGUAUUUGAUGUUGGGGGUAAGGCAUGGAAAUUUUAUGACUGGUCCCAUGUGACGACAAUAGCUGCUUUUGGAAAGUAUGAUGCUGAGCUAAUGUGUUACGCUCAUUCGAAAGGGGCAAGACUUGUUUUGAAAGGUGAUGUGCCCCUCUCAGAUAUUGUGGAUGAUUCCAAAAGGACAGCUUGGAUUACAGAAAAAGUCAAUUUGGCUAAAAGCCAGUUCAUGGAUGGAAUCAACCUUGACAUUGAGCAGGCUGUAGAGGAGUCUUCACCUGAAUACUAUGCUUUGACAGCCCUUGUCAAGGAGGCCACAGAAACGUUCCAUAGAGAAAUUCCGGGCUCUCAGGUCUCAUUUGAUGUGGCUUGGUCACCUAAGUGCAUCGAUAAGCGUUGCUAUGACUACAAAGCAAUCGCAGAUUCGUGCGACCUGCUUUUUGUCAUGUCUUAUGAUGAACAGAGUCAGAUCUGGGGGGACUGCAUUGCAACGGCAAACGCACCUUUAAAUCAAACACUGACGGCAUAUGAUCAAUACCUGGGGAUGAAAAUAGAUUCCAAAAAACUAGUCAUGGGAGUUCCAUGGUAUGGUUAUGACUACCUGUGCCUGAAUUUGUCUCAGGAGGGCAUCUGUACAAUUCCUAAAGUGCCUUUUAGAGGAGCGCCUUGCAGUGAUGCCUCUGGAAAGCAAAUCCCUUACAGCACUAUAAUGAAACAAAUCAAUAGCUCCAUGUCUGGGAGGCUUUGGGAUGAAAUCCAACAAGCUCCCUAUUACAAUUACAAGGAUGGCAAAGGAGACAUCCAUCAGGUGUGGUACGAUGAUCCGGAGAGCAUUUCGUUGAAGGCUGCCUACGUAGGACAGCGGAGUUUGAGAGGGAUCGGCAUGUGGAACGGAAAUCUCCUCGACUACAGCGAUGACCCUGUCGCCCAGCAGCAAAGUGCUGAAAUGUGGAAUGCACUCAUCUGGAAAAAAAUGUACAUCCCUGACAAUGUCCUAUGAACUUACAACUCUUUCUCAUUUUGCCUAGGUCUAAUAAAAGAGAUCUCUCAAGACUAUCAAAAUCAGUUUCAUUAAAAUGAAAAUAAGACAUUCCUACCAUCUAAAUGACUUCACUCACUUUUUGCAUUAAUUUUUUUUAAUGUAUUCAAAGAUUGACAAUGUGAUCUUUUGAAUAAAAAAUAAAGACAUGUAUUCAAUUUUA
This is a messenger RNA of Hemibagrus wyckioides, 1388 nucleotides long. It is a transcript of the gene ctbs, whose product is annotated as chitobiase, di-N-acetyl-. Gene Ontology annotation, cellular component: extracellular region. Gene Ontology annotation, molecular function: chitinase activity; chitin binding. The record is from RefSeq and is a predicted model, not a curated record. Bases 77 to 1186 code for a protein of 369 amino acids. The transcript has 7 exons. Gene Ontology annotation, biological process: chitin catabolic process; carbohydrate metabolic process. NCBI's taxonomy places the organism in Eukaryota, Metazoa, Chordata, Actinopteri, Siluriformes, Bagridae.